Messenger RNA from Pocillopora meandrina, 1241 nucleotides. Lineage: Eukaryota; Metazoa; Cnidaria; Anthozoa; Scleractinia; Pocilloporidae. The record is from the annotation of a GenBank genome assembly.
AUGUUUAAAGAUUACCUGGAGAAGAAAUUGGAGGUUAAAACCAAGCAGAUCGAGCAAAAGAGCAAAAUAGACAAAGAAGUCGUGCAAUUGAAAUACAAGGGCAACCAGAAGCAGUACGAGCUCAAUGCAGAAUUGGAUUCCAUCACUGAAAGCAUAGAAACCGAGUCAGAGCGCGGCGAACCAAAUUUACCGCUGAUUAAGAAGUAUUCUCAGGAGGCCAGGGAGCUUAUUCGCAAACGGCAAAAGCUAAUAAAAAUUGCCGACAAGAGCAAGGACGGUUGGCAAGUUGUGGCCGAAUACGAAUCCGAUGAGUUGGCGUCCGACUCCGAAGAUAAGAAACGGCUCAAAAAGGCUAGGGAAACGGCGAGUCGAAAGAGACGACAAAAGGACCAACUCACAAGCCGGAGUGGAAAGAAAGCAAGAGCCGCUGUGGGUUCUGAUAAUCAGCUUUUUCGUGGUAAGAAAAAUUGCCUACAAUUUACUUUGUGAUUUCAUAUGGUUUUGGAUCCGCUUACGCAUCCUACCAUACUGCUUGAGUGAUUUAUUUAUUACAGGAAUUUAAGGGUAAAAUAAUUUACGUUCGUUUGAGCGAAGCGAAUUAGAACGUAAAUGUAUUUUCAGCUGGUAUUCGAAGUAAUUAGGCGUACUUGUUUCGCUUUGACACCUGGCACUCCCUUUAUUGUGCCUUCUACGCUGUUAUUGGUCGGCUUCUAGUACUUAUACUCUCUACUGUUCACUGUACACCAUUCACGUUUGCGGUUUCCUACUUCACAGUUUACAUUUUCGCGAGUGUUUUCCCCCCCCCCCCCCCUCUGCUUACUACGUUUUCUUUUAUUACUUUUAUUCUGGCCGUAGAGGCGCUUCUUGCGACUACUCACGUUGCUACAAGUGUGGAAAACUUGGGCACUGGGCUAAAGACUGCAAAUCCAUGUUCUGGCCAGGAAGUUACCAGUUUCCUAACUACAAUACUUACCCUGGACUCUCCUACAACAAGCCAGCCGGAAGCCAUUCAUCUCAAUACCAAUCAAAGCAGUGAAGAGGACUUGGCACAGGUAGAAGAAAUCGUACAGAAAUACGAACUUGAAAGCGGACAGUCUUUAACCGUUAAGGGUAAUUUGAAGAAAAAUCAAGGGUUUUGGAGAUCUAUUGGUGCUCCAAAUUUCAUUUUGACUAUUAUUGAAAAGGGCUACAAAUUACCAUUUGCUAGCCUUCCAUCAGCUGUAAGGCUAAUUAAAGAAUAA